CCUUCCAAAAAUCCAGGCAAAUUGGAUGAGCAGUGGGGAUGGUUUUGUAAUAGUACGAAACUCUUGAACCGUAAGGAACAAAGAAAGAAGCAAUCUUGAAAGAAAUGUAAAGAAAUCGACCGCCUUCGCGUCCACAACUACAACUCUACAAGGCAGGCGUGCGUAUAUCGAAAUUCAUACGAAAUGAAUUUUGGCAUUUGCUUUUGCCUCUCAUCGUCGCCCUGAAUAUUGAUCUGUUAUCUCCAAUGAGUAAUGAUAUUGAAGAUGAUUCCUUUACGAUGCCUCUUGGGAGAUGGUCGGUUUUCUACUAUGGCGUGGGCCACAUGCUCAACGACAUCACUGCUGCAUGCUGGUUUACUUAUCUCUUGUUGUUCCUCACAGAUAUUGGACUCUCCCCCAGGAAUGCUGCUACCGUAAUGCUUUCAGGUCAGAUAGCUGAUGGAUUUGCAACCAUAUUUGCUGGUGAACUGAUAGACAGGUUUGGGCAUUUCAAAAUAUGGCAUGGUGCAGGAUCUAUUUUGGUUGCUGUUUCAUUUUCUUCUGUUUUUGGCGGUUGCUUACCUUGCAAAAUCCUUGCUACGUGUUCAUCGACAGUAGAGACUAUUUCCUACAGUACAUUUGCUGCAAUUUUUAAUGUGGGAUGGGCUGCUACUCAGGUUUCACACAUGUCUAUGGUGAAUUGUAUCACUCUCAACUCAACAAGCAGAGUAGUGCUGGCAAGCUGUCGAAAUGCUUUUACAAUGGUUGCAAAUCUCAGCCUAUAUGGAAUUGCUUUAAUAGUAUUUGAUGUCAGUAGUGCAGAAACACAUGAUGAUAUUGAGAAUCAGUAUCGUUGGAUUGCAUACGUGUCAAUUUUUAUUGGAUGCUGCUUUGUGGGUGUAUUUCAUCUUGGAACAAAAGAGCCAAGAUCAAAAAUAGGUGUACAAGGAGAUUGCCAUGCAAGGAUUUCAUGGGCUUACUGGUUCCAGAAAGUUCUAUACUAUCAAGUUGCUCUUGUUUAUGUGCUUACAAGAUUAGUAUUAAAUGUUUCACAGGCUUAUCUUGCAUUUUAUGUAAUUAAUGAUUUGCGGAUGGCCCAAUCAGCUAAAGCUUUGAUUCCUGCCAUUAUCUACAUUUGCAGCUUCAUUGUAUCUGUUGUUCUUCAGGGGAUUGCAUGGAAUGGCCAACGCCUGAAGGCCUACUAUUCUGCCGGGGGAAUCCUUUGGAUGUUUUGUGGUGCAGCUAUUUUCCUCUUAACUAGGAGCCUGAGCUCUUUUAUAUAUGCAAUAUCAAUAUUUAUUGGAAUAGCAAAUGCAUUAAUGACGGUAUAUGGACUCAAUCAGACUUCUGUCCUAAAUGUUGAUUGUGACUUUUAAGCAUGCUUUACCUGUGAGAAUCAGCAUGUAGUGCCUGAUCAUAAAGCCUGGUUGGCAUGGCAUUGGAGUCCUCUAGCCACUAUUCAUCCAUAUGUAUUUUUCAGCCUGCCAGCCAUAUGUUGGCAUUAAAAAUUUCAUAAAAAGCUUAGAGUUUUAUUUUUGGCAUUCUUUGAAUGAUAUGAAAACAUGAAAUUUUUUAUUUUGAAUAAGGAUUAAUGGAUACCAUCUCUUGUUUACUUGGCUGUCAUGUCAAACAUAUUAAAAGUCAGAGUUAGAUCACCCACAGCAUAACAGUGCUUCAUUUCUAAUGCUUGGAGUCUAUUUUGGUCAUACUAUCUACUUUUACAAAAUUGAGAUUUCAAAAGGAAAAAAAAAAAAAUUGUUUACACUUGUUGCUUUGACCUCAUCUUUUAUUUGUUGAUACUGUGAUUUGUGUUUUUAAUGGACCAUAGGUGACUGCAGUAAGCAUGCAGAGUGUUCUAAUUGGUCAAGAUCUCAAUGGCUGUGCAUUUGUCUGUGGAUCACUGAGUUUCCUGGAUAAAGUUUCAUGCGGGCUUGCAUUAUUUAUUCUUCAGUCAUUUCAAAGUACCUCAACUAGAGUUGUUGGAAACUAUUCUACAAAUGCCUCAAUUUCAGUGACAAGAUAUGGUUUAGGUCUUGUUCCAGCAUUUUGUUCACUUGCUGGAGUAGCUGUCACUUAUACAAUGAAACUUCACUACCGACUUACCAAACCAUUGAUGGAACCGCUUCUGGAAUGAUUUCUGGAAAGUGCCUACCUGCUGAAAACAAACGCAACAUGUUUUAUUGGGCGCAGUGAGACUUUUGAGGCAAUUAUUAAACCAGGAAAGCUGCAGCCCAGCAAUACCAUUCUUCUAAUUUGCAGGUCAGGUUGCAGAGAUCAGCAGGUGAUUUGUCCAUUUUUCCGGGAAGCCAUUGAUGUUAUGCCUCUAGACAGUCUGCGCUGAAUCCUU
Messenger RNA from Rubroshorea leprosula, 2326 nucleotides. The record is from the annotation of a GenBank genome assembly. NCBI's taxonomy places the organism in Eukaryota, Viridiplantae, Streptophyta, Magnoliopsida, Malvales, Dipterocarpaceae.